UUACUGAGGAAACGGGGAGUAAUAUCUUGGAAUGCCUGUCAGAGCGCUGGCACGGCCGUCGCGAUGAAGCGCUGACCUCGAUGUACGCUGAGCUUGCUUGCAUUGCCAGGGAGUUGGAACCCUCUGUUUUGGAGCCUGGAAAUUUGCUGCUGAAAAAACUGAUGGAAUCUGAUAGAAAAAUUGAACUUCUGUUUGAAAAGAUUGAGUGUGACACUACUCUGGAAGGUUUCUCCAUUGAAGGUUUGGAAGAACUGUGGAAUAUCAUCCAUCAGGAAUCCCUGACCAGAAAGGCGUGGAUUAGGGAAAUGGAUGAAUCCCUAAAAGAGGUUGAAAGGAGUCGAGCUGAUAAAAUAACAGAUGUGCUGAGGAAGUAUACUGUGAUACUGGAGGGAACUUCCUUCUCUUCAGCUGAUGUUUACAGGUUCAUGAAUGAUGAGGCCAUGCUGAUUAACAGAGCACUGUUGGCUAAUCAGAGGGCACUUGCCAAACUGUUCUUUAAUCUAAUGAAAUCAGAGAUGAAGACAGAAUUAUCUCAUCGAUUGAAAUGGGAAGACAGAGUCAAGGACUGGAAGCUCAUCCAAAAGAACUCUGUAGUUCACAAUUUCAGAGAAUUUAUGGCUAGUGAAGAAAUACAGAAUCCCCCGACUGUGAAAACAGAGAUGGAAAAUAUGAUAACGGAUCAGAUUGUGCUUAGUCAAAGGAGACUGGAGUUUUUACAGCACCUUGGUGACUUGUUGCCUCCGACGCACACGAAAGCUGAGAUAGAUGAAUGGUACACGUCUUUGGUGAAUUUAAACAGGAGUAUAGAUACCCGCCAUGCGCAGUGCCUGACGAAAAUACGCGUCCAGUAUGAGAUGGUCCAGCAAAAAUGUUCAGCAGAAGUGCAGUUGUGCAAGAAUAAUCUGUUGAAUCGGAAUGUUUGCACAAACAAAGAAGCUGAAGAAAUUGUGAAUUCUGAUUUACUUCCAUUGACCGAGAAACUAAAAAGUCAGUUUGAAGAACUGGAGCAUAUGGACAGAGACUUUGAGGAGCUGGCUAAACAGAACGAGCAGAAUUGUAGAGACUUGUACAGCUAUUUUCAGGAGGUGAUGGGUCUCUGGGAUGUCCAUCAACUCAGACUGUCCGAGCAGGAAGGUGAACUUCAGAAGAAAUUAGACAAAUGCAGAUGGAAACGGGAUAACUUAAUACAGACGAUGGAAGCUAAACUGGAUAUAAUUUUGAAUAAAAUGAGGACAGCGAGCUCUGAAGAAAAGCUGAAUAAAUAUUUGGAGAACGCCCUUUCUUCUUUAGAUGGCAUUAGAGCUAGGUAUGAGUCAUUCCACCCAAUUCUAACGGAUAAAGUAAUGGCUUACCCAGAAGCUAUUUUGCAGGAGUUGAUUUCUUAUAGUGAAUCCAUCAGCCAACAUUUUAAUGUAAAGGAAAUCUUCAAACAGAACUUGCAAGCAAAGAUAGACUCCACGUUUCAAGAUCAAGUAAAACUCUGCUUUAACUGGAAAGAACUAGUUAAGGCUUCAGAAGCUGAAUGUCUGGUGGAGCAGCAAGCUGAGAGCAUUGUGCCAGAAAAUGAAGGAGAGGAAAAGAGUGACAGUUGUCAACAAGAAAAUGAAGAAACAAGUACAGCUGAGAACGAGGAGAGCUUUGGACAGAGGAAAACUGAUGAAAGAGAGGAAAAAGAAGAUGUGGAGACUAUUCCUCGUGAAAUUGAAGAAACUGAGCAUGCCGAACAGGGGGUAAGCCUUACCCAGGCUACGUUCGAGAGCAGCACGGUAGAAAGCUCUGAAAUUGCCGUUGAGACCUUUUCUACUUCAAGUGGAAACUCUUACACGGUUCUUGGAGUUGAAGAGGCAGAAAAGACUGACAUCCCAGAGACUUAUUUUACAAAAUAUGAAAAAGAAGAAUCACUUCCUACGUACCUGAAAUACGUGCUUAUCAAAGAAACUAUGUUUGUAGAGCUGAAGAAACAGAUUCGCCUCUGGUUUUUUGAACACUUGGAGAAAUGGUUUGCAGAGUCGUUGUCCGACUCCCGUGUCUUUGUAGCUGCCAAGAAAGAGGAGCUGGAUUCAGAACUUCAGCUGCGUCUUGACUUGUGUCAGCAAAGGCAGGAGAAUAUAGAGACAAAUAUCUACAACGUUAGAGCUGGGGAAAUGUUGCUUCACAAAGAGCGUCUAAAAUGCCACUGUUCAGAGGUGGGGGAAGCUCUGAAAAAGGAGAAGGCUGAAUUUAUCACAUUUUGUGAUCAGCAAAAUAACAUCAUCGAAGACUUACGUUCACGGAUCCAUGACAUGGAGUCUGUCUUCCUCAGUGCUCCUAUGACUGAGAAGUUAGUUUCUUUCAGCGACAGUGUGCACUCAGAGCUACAAGAUCGUCUGGAAGCCAUCCAGGUUUCCCUGAGGAGUUACCGGAACUCAUUGGAGGAAGCUUUAGGAAAAUUAAGGGAUUCAAAUGUGGAUCUUCUCAAAGCUUGCAGAUUGUCUUUGAAGGGAGGUGACUUUUCUCCUGAGGAGGCCAAGUCUUUCAUCAAGCGUCUUCAGAGAGAAAGUGAGAAUAUUGACUCUUUUGAAAGGUUAAUCAAGACAGAUAUGGAGAAAAUGGAAUCAAGCUGCUUGAAGCAGGCUACUGAACUUAUCAACCGGUCUGAAAAAAAGCUCCGUCAUCUCUUUGCGAGUCGAGUCUUUAUGGAGAAGAUGCAACGAUUUUUGGCAAAUCUAAAAGUGCGAAUCAAAUCAGAGGUAGCAAAUUCCAAUUUGCAGGCAGCGACAUUAAACUCUUCUCUGGAGAAGCUCCGUCAGAAGAUAGAUGCUUGUGCUCAGCCUACUGCAGAUAAAGAAGCUUUGACUUCUGAAGAGUGGUAUGAUUUUACCCAAGGAGUGUCGAAAGAGCUGAAAAAGAGGAGCCAGUACCUUGACUGCUUGCUAGUAAAAGCAAUGAGCCCACGUGCUGAUGAGGACUUUACCCCUCUUGCAACGGACGUUGAGUUACAAGGUCCAAUUGCUCUUGCCAGUCGAACAGAGUGUCUCAGAGUUAACAACAAAGUGAUGGUGAUGGGGCUGGAUCCUGUCAAAUAUCCUUUGUUAAAUCCAAGCAGAAUGGAAAAGUCUGCACUUGAUGAUUUAUCAAUAAGGGUUAUUAAAAAUUUACUUGAAAUUGAGCCGUCCAGAAAAUCUUCAGGCCUAAAUGAGGAGAGAGGUGAUCAUUCACAUCCGUUACGGCCAGCAAAUAUUCCCACAUCAAAGAGAACUUCUCAGUUACAUGUAUCUGAUGAAGGUCCUCAGAGCUCUGCCACUUCCCGCUGCGCAACUCAGACCAGCAAGGGGUCGUCUUUCAAGAAAAAGAAAAACAUGCCAACGGGAAGGAAACAGAAACACACCAGUCCAGUUCGCAGUGUCAAGAGAUUCCAGAUAUUUGGAGAGAAGCCUCCAGAAUCUGAUACUUUUAAGGGGAUUAUUAGGAAUAUUCUCUGGACGGGUAAUAGCAGCUUGCUCUCCCUUGCCAAGGAGUUCUAUGGAAAAGGGAAGCGUCAAAUGACAAUGCCUGAAGGUCUGCCAGAGUCAUUUGAACUUUGUGCAGAAAUGUUCAACAAGCGUCUGUUGUCAUACCAAAGUCAGACGGAUGAUUAUUACAAUGCCAGUCUCACAGAAUUUCAUGAUCAACUGAAGUUGUUUGAGAAGGAACUCCCUCAUGUCUCCCGGUUGGCAGUUGAUAGUCUUUUUAAAGAGCAUGAACAGAAGCUCAGCUAUUCCACUGAUCAGAUUCGGCACCACUUCAAUAAACAGCUGGAAGACUGGGAAAGUAUGAAGGCUGUGCACAGGAAUCGGUUACAUCCCUCUCUGGGACACCCGGACAACUUACUUCAGCUGGACGCUCUGUGCCAAGAGGAAAUAAAAAGGCAAAAAGACCACGCUGAUGGUGUUCACCUCAACACGCAGAUGCUGCAGGACUGUGCUGCUGAGUGUGCUCAGAACUUUGUUUCUGCGCUCGCUGCCUUCACUGAAAAGCUGCUUCUGGAAUUAGAUGAAACUAUCACUAUUGAUGAUGUGGAAGUAGCAAAAACUGAAAUACCAAGAGAGAAGACCUCCACUUUAAUCCGCCGUAAACAAGCUGGGCUUCCUCUAGAAAUCUGUGAAGUUGCACAGUUAACGGGACGUGGGAGCAGGACUUGGCCAGGAAUACCCGUGACUACUCUCACAGACAAUUCCGACUACAUCCUUUGCAGAGAAACCGUAUCAGUUACCACAACUAAGACUACCCUGGCCCACGUAGCAGCAGUAGAAACAAGAGAUGCCGUAUAUAAGAAAUACAGAUGUAAACUUGAGCAGCAGUUUGCCCAGGUCAAGGAAGAAAGUACAGCUCAGCUGCUGACAAUUCAGCGUUGGGAAGAUUGGUGGAAACGAUCCGUUCAGAAGAUUAAGCAACUCUAUACAUGA
Molecule: messenger RNA, 4424 nt
Organism: Leptosomus discolor (cuckoo roller)
Lineage: Eukaryota; Metazoa; Chordata; Aves; Leptosomiformes; Leptosomidae
Source: RefSeq, a predicted model, not a curated record